This is a messenger RNA of Patella vulgata (common limpet), 3563 nucleotides long. RefSeq names its product transmembrane protein 121B. NCBI's taxonomy places the organism in Eukaryota, Metazoa, Mollusca, Gastropoda, Patellidae. Bases 953 to 1858 code for a protein of 301 amino acids. The transcript has 2 exons. The record is from RefSeq and is a predicted model, not a curated record.
UAGAGAACGUGAAUCACCCAGUCAGGUCAAUAUUUGUAUAGAAUAAGACGGUUAAAAUUUUACCGCCAAACACUGAUCUUAACCUUGCCAAAUUGGCAGUGGUAGACUAGCUAAUUUGGCAGCUAUAGAAGACUUUUUAUCUAUCCAUGAUUCCACGAGCCAAUUAAUAUUAUAUUAUAACAGAAACAUGAAGCUGAAGAAGUUAAAGACACAAGACUUGAAGGAUCAAUCAUUUCCUGGCAGAUCCAUCAAAUCCUAAAGACAUAAAUGUACAAAGUGUCACGCUUGUGUCGUUAGUGUUGGAUGCAAGACAGUGCAAAAACGAAGACUGUAAUUUGUGUUGUGUUUCAGAUUCAUACAAACAUCUGAGAUAUAAUAUAUGGAUGAAAAAGAAUCAGUGUGUUUGAGUGUUGUAGUGAUUAUUGGUUUGUUUUGCUCUAAAUGCCAUUUGAUUUGCAGAGUAACAGAUGUGACUUAAUCUAUUGACCAAUCAAUGAGAAAGAAUCAAAGGCUAGGUUUCUAGGCCUAAUAUUCCACUGUUGUUAAAUAAGAUAAUUAUUAUUGCUAGUUAAAUCAGAGACAUUUAAUAAAUCAGUCAGAAACUUUAAAUAAAUCAGCCAGAAACUUUUUCAAAAAUCAGUCAGAAACUUUUAGUAAAUCAGUCAGAAACUAUUAAUAAGUCAGAAACAUUAAAUAAAACAAUCAAAAACUUUUUAAAAAUCAGUCAGAAACUUUUCAUAAAUCAGUCAGAAACUUUCAAUAAAUCAGUCAGAAACUUUUUAAAAAAUCAGUCAGAAACUUUGAAUAAAUCGGUCAGAGACUUUUAAUAAAUCAGUCAGAAACUUUAAGUAAAGAGUCAGAAAACUUUGAUAAAAAAAUUAAAAAGCUUUAAUAUAUCCCUCAGAAAAUCAGUCAGAAACUUUUAACCAAAAAAAAUAAAUAAAAGAACAUAAUGGAUAAAUGUGCUUUAAUUCCUACGCGGAUUAUCACCAUCUUGUUAGUCAUUUUACAAGGAACUAUUUUAGAUUAUUACCUCAUUAAAUAUAACAAUUGGUAUUGGUACGCCUGGAUAGCCGCAGAUCUUGCGCUUCUUUUUGUAUUUAUUAUGACUUUUGUAAUAUCGUACCGACAUUUGAAUUUGAUGCGUACAUCGACUACCCCAGUUCAAGUUGGCAGUCUGCCGUUGGUUUAUUUCGCCUGGCUUGUGUAUUCCAUACUAUUAGCGAUACGAGUUGGCCUGAUUUUCAAGGAUAUUGCCUGGAAGCUGAAAGAAGAGGAUUUCUUUGGUCCAAAUACCUUAAAAGUCACGAUUUCUCUGGCAGCCGUGAUUUUUUUCCUUCUUCUACAGUCGCAUCACAACGCACCGUGUCGUAGCAGACGCGAGCACCAAAUUGAAAAUUUAACCAAGACUGUAGUCUUCGACAUCUUAGACUCUGUAGACAUUCUGGACGUAUUUUUUUUGAGAUCCGCGAAAGAUGCGCUGCUACCUGGUUUGGAAGAAGGUAUUUUGGUAAUCGCAUGCCUGAAUUUUAUUUUACCAACUCUUCCAUUAAUGACAUUAAGUCGAAUUCAUUUCGGAUUUAAAGUUAUUCCACGAAAUAUUGACAUUUUGCAUCGACUUUUGUUACUGUUUUUCGUCAACGCUCCGUUACUAUCGAUCCGUCUGGUACUGUGGCACAGGUUAGAUCAGGAUAUUUCCACGUUUAUCGUCAAGAAUUUGUUCAUUAUCGUGGUUAUGUUAUACGAGUUGCAUAAAGAAUUUAAACAUGGAAAAGAAAACCUCGGCAGAAAUGACAAUACGCACGUGGGUUUAGACUAUCCAGGUGAAGAAGAAGAAAUGGUGGAGUAUGGUCGUUAAGGCCAAAUAAAAAAAACAAUUUCUGGUUCUCAAUCUGAUUAAAAUACAGAUCUAUAUUUCGUUUCGUUUAUUUAUACUUUAGAUGGCCUACACUACAUGAAGAUCUGACAAGUUGUACUGGGAGGUCUCGUCAGGGGUCAUACGAGCGGCUUAUGACCAUAUGACAUCCGACAUUGAUUAAUGAAUCAGUGUUGACAUUUCUAGUGGUUUACCCACAGUUCCUUGCAGAGCAUGCCAAGAACUCGCCGUAACAGAACAUGUCAUUGGCUAAUCCCUAACAUCAACCAGAACGCUGGUAAUAUAACAACUCUUCAAGAUCUCAGUGUUGUGAAAUAGGAUCUGUGUUUUAAUCAGAUUGUCUGGUUCUCAGAUUCCGCAGCAUCAUUUAAAUGAAAUCUCGUUCAACACCCUAGUCCUUGAAAAUGGCUUGACCUUCAUUUUGUUACCGUAAAAAAUAGUGUGAAUUUGAUGUGUUGUUUUGGGCAAAUGAUAAAAAGUUUCAAUUUCAUUAAGCUUAAAGAUGCAUAAUGCAAGAGCUAAAUCUGCCUAUUGCAGGUCUUUCUUUAGGCCUUAAAUUUUAUAUAAAUGAUUAAUUAGCCAUUUAUGAACAAAACAAGACCAUAAUCGACUCUCAAUGCCAUCUGAUGGGUAUAAUUUUAAACAGAUUUGAAUCUGAUCUGGAUAAUCGAGACUUUGUUUAUUAUAGUAACAAUGACAAUCUAGGCUACAGCUUUUUUUAAAUUCAGUUUUCUCGGCUCGGAUAUUGUGGCUUCUAUACGUGUGCAUUAUUCUGUAUAGACUGUAGAAUUUUAUAUAGCAGAGGUGGAUUGUAGAAAUGUUUGAAAAAUACGCCAGCAUGCAAAAUGACCAAUUGGUCAGAGAUCUAGUUUCAGUCAAUUUCCCGGUUCCAUAGCCCUCGGUCUUUGUUUAUUAUCGUAACAGCGGUAGCAAUGACAAACAAGACUACACUGUUCUUCAAACGGCCAUAACUCCGCUCAGAAUCAAGUAAUUGACUGAAAUUUUCAAGAUAUCCCCUUUUCAUUAUCUAUAUUUGGGUACGGGACACUUCGUCCCCUGACAACUCGUUACCAAACAAUUCGUCCCCGGACAACUCAUUCCCAGAUAAUUCUAAUUCGUCCCCAGAUAAUUAUUUGAACUAAUAUUAUAGCAUGAACCGUCAGCUCUUUAUCUAAAUCUUACAUUAUGCAUCUUUAAGUAAUAAUAAUGAUGGUUUAACAUGAAAUAGCUUCCCCAUUUAGUCUUUAAUUAUGACAUACACAUGGUUUGAAUUAUAUGCAUGUAAACUUAAUUACGAUAGUUUAUUUUUCUAUUUUUAAAUUAAUAUUUUUGAAUGUUUUAAAUAGUAAUGGACUUCUUACAUGACCCAUGACAACCAAAAUAAACCCAUGACAACCGAAAUAAACUUCCUCAGUCCCGUAGUUGUAUUAUAUGUCAUUCAGAUGGCAAUUUAUAAGUUGUUUAAAAAUCCUCUUAGUGCCAACCCCAGUAAAUCUAUCCCGGGGGUAUUGUACUUAUCGUGCCAACCCCACUAAAUCUAUCCCGGGGGGUAUUGUACUUACAUGUAUCGUAGUUAAUUUUUACUGCUGGUCAGUCAUUUUAUAUUUUUACCAAUUCAUUUAAUUGUAAAUUUUUUUAAAGAGAAAUAGUUUUUUUUAUUCUGGUUAUAAAUUUUAUAAUUUCAUGA